Messenger RNA from Aedes albopictus (Asian tiger mosquito), 690 nucleotides. Its product is annotated as cytochrome b5-like. The coding region runs from base 259 to 621 and encodes 120 amino acids. Gene Ontology annotation, molecular function: heme binding. The transcript is spliced from 2 exons. The record is from RefSeq and is a predicted model, not a curated record. Gene Ontology annotation, cellular component: membrane; intracellular membrane-bounded organelle. Lineage: Eukaryota; Metazoa; Arthropoda; Insecta; Diptera; Culicidae.
AUUACUCAAAUAAAUCAAAGUACAAUUUCCUCGUUGGUCAACAGCACGUAGCUUCAUGUCUAGCCAUCUGUCAUCGUUUCAUAUGUUUGACGCCAAGUUUGGGUCAUCCUCCUACGCUCCCUACGUAAUGAAUCGAAUGCACCUUGAUUAGGAUUGGAUUUCCUCGGUUUAUCAGUAUAAAAGCAAUUGACGCCCACUAGAAUGAAGCACAGUUCUUCGAUACCAUCCAUUCAAGUGGCAACAACCAUACCAUAGGAAAUGACCGCCGGCACAAAGGAAUUCACCCGCCAGGAAGUGGCGCUCCGCGACGGCAAAAACGGUAAUCCCAUAUGGAUCAUCAUUCGCGACGUAGUUUACGACGUUACGGACUACGUGGAGGACCAUCCGGGUGGGCCAGAACUGGUCACCGAUUUUGCCGGACGGGACGGGACCAAGGAUUUCGAUGACUUUGGCCACUCCAGUACGGCGAUGGAGAUGCUGAAGCAGUACAAAGUCGGGGAGUUGAAUUAUUGUGAACGGGCUAAAUUUCAGAAACAAGGAUCCAAUUGGUCACCGGAUGGAGCUUGCAUUCUGCCGGAUAAGAAGCGCAGCAAAAAGCGAAAGUUUAUUUUCUGUGGGUGAAUGGAUUAGGAUAAACAAUUUGACGAUGAUAUUAAUAAGACCUAUAGAAGUCUGUGGUUUCGCUACAGA